Messenger RNA from Durotheca rogersii, 2122 nucleotides. Its product is annotated as FAD/NAD(P)-binding domain-containing protein. NCBI's taxonomy places the organism in Eukaryota, Fungi, Ascomycota, Sordariomycetes, Xylariales, Xylariaceae. Gene Ontology annotation, molecular function: flavin adenine dinucleotide binding; N,N-dimethylaniline monooxygenase activity; NADP binding. Bases 547 to 2007 code for a protein of 486 amino acids. The record is from RefSeq and is a predicted model, not a curated record. The transcript has 5 exons.
AAUAAAAAAGGUUUACUCCGUUCGAUUGUUUUCGGGGGUAAGGGGGACAGGGAGAACGCGUAUCCGACGCGUAGCCACCGGCCCCUAACACCGGUUGAAUUCGCGAUUACUCUGCCUCCAUAAGUUCUGAUUUUGAGCCGCUCCCAAGUGCGGCAAUACCCUGAUCUCUAAGUAUUCCUCCAAGAAACGACGAGACUGAUACUUAAUGCAUGUGAACAGCUCGCGUACGCGAACAGCCGCUAACUCAGACAAUCCAUUUUAUUUAUGGAACAUGGCAGCAUUAUGUAAAUUUACCCUAGUGAUUAGCGUAACAGCGAGGGACCCAACGUACUCAGCGGGGUUUCGCAACACUUGAGGCGACGAUAUCGUGAUAUUCCGCACAUCUCAGAGUGGGAAAAGAGGAUAAGAAACGUCACCGUCAAUCCACCCCCCUCGAUAAUGCUAGGUGGAGGACUCUACCUACUACGUAGCAUACAGGCCGAAGUAAUCUGAGUUCCUCUCCUUCAAUCGCUGUCGUCGGAACUCCCGUCGUUGCCGUCGCAUACUAUGAACGAGUUUGAUUUUAUCAUCGUCGGGGCUGGGCUCUCUGGAAUCGACGCCGCGUACCGCCUGAAAACACGGUUGCCAGGAUGCGCAUACGUCAUCCUCGAGGCGCGAGACGAGAUCGGCGGCACUUGGUCCUUCUUUCGCUUCCCUGGGAUCAGGUCCGACUCCGACCUCACCUUAUUUGGCCUUCCGUGGCGGCCGUGGAUACAUGAGAAGAGCAUGGCCGAUGGCCACCUCAUCCGGGAGUACAUCGAGGACGCGGCGCGGGCGGAGGGCAUCGACAAGAAGAUCUGGUUCGGGCACCGCGUUACCGGAAUGAGUUGGUCAUCCGAGGAGCAGCGCUGGACUCUGGCUGUCCGCGCGGGUGAUGUUAUCAAGCAAUUCGGAGCGAAAUUCGUGCUCUCCUGCUCCGGAUACUACGACUACACCAAACCCCUGCAGGCCGACAUACCAGGCAUAGACAAAUUUCAGGGCACCGUCGCCCACCCGCAAUUCUGGCCGCCUGAUCUCGAUUACACGAACAAAAAGGUCAUUAUCAUCGGAUCUGGCGCCACCGCGAUUACCAUGCUGCCAGCUAUGGCCGAAGUGGCAAGCCGCGUCACAAUGCUCCAACGGAGCCCCUCCUACGUCUUCAGCCUUCCCUCGGUUGACUCGGUCCAUGCAUGGCUCAUGGCUCAUCUGCCAGAACGGAUCGCUCACUCAAUCAACUGGUGGCGGUGUCUCAUCCAGGAGCAUAUCUUCGUCUUCUUCAACCUGUUAUUUCCGGUCCCGGCCAGGAAGCUUCUCAUGUAUUUGAUGCAGAGGCAACUGCCGGGCACCGUUCCCGUCAGCGUCCACUUCAAUCCGAGAUAUAACCCGUUCGAGCAGCGGUUGUGUCUGUGCCCGGACGGAAACUUCUUCAAUGCCCUGCACCGCGACAACUGUGACGUCGUCACCGACCAGAUCGAGACGGUGACGGCGGAUGGCAUCCUAACCAAGUCGGGAGCGGAGCUGGAGGCGGAUAUAAUUGUGACAGCGACCGGCCUUUACCUGCAUCUUCUUGGAGGCGUUACUCCCGUCGUUGACGGACGGGCGGUCGACGUAGGGACCUGCUAUGCCUGGCGUGGCGUCAUGCUCUCCGGUGUACCGAAUGCAGGGGCCGUGAUAGGGUAUACCCUAGGCACCUGGACGCUCGGGGCCGACGCCAGCGUCAAGCUGCUCAUCAAGAUCUGGAAGUACAUGAAGAAGAUCGGCGCUACGUCGGUCACGCCGACUCGGGACCAGGACGACGCGACGCCGUCCCAACCGGUCCUGUCUCAUAGUUCCACCUACUUCGUUGCCGCACGAGAUCGACUGCCCAGGGUCACGGGCGAAUCGCCGUGGUACGGGCGUAAAAACGUGCUCUACGAUCACCUAAAGUUAUGGUUCGGGAGUCUCACGAAAGGGAUGGAAUAUACCAUCCCGUCGCGGAAGGACCAAUAGAUGUAAGUACCUAGGGGUUUCAUGCUAAACACAACGACAGCGAGUCUUGGAUACCUACCUACCUUCCGUUGAGGCUGGUUCAGUAUAUGGAAUGUUGGUGUGGACUACGUUCCCC